Molecule: messenger RNA, 4644 nt
Organism: Blepharisma stoltei
Lineage: Eukaryota; Ciliophora; Heterotrichea; Heterotrichida; Blepharismidae
Source: the annotation of a GenBank genome assembly
AUGAGUGAUGAUCUAAAAAUUGGAGUAACAGAAUAUUUUGUUGCUUCUAUCCUAAACGAAGGAAAAUUGAACCAAGAUUUCAAAAGCAGCAUCCCAAGAGAAAUUGCGAAACGAAUCCUCAAAGAAAAAAAAGCCCAGAAAAUCAUUUUGAGUGCAUUUGUUAAGCUUUAUCCCUAUAUGAGUGGAGAAAUCGCAAAGUUUCAAAAAAGAAAAACCCAAACAAAAAACAAAAAAAUUGAUGAGGCCGAAUUAGAGCAACAAAUUUUCAUAGAAAGAUCAGGCAGCCUCUUCCUAAACAACUAUAGACUAAUCCAGCAGCAAGUCGCCUCAUUGAAAACUAUGAUAGCAAAAGAGUCUAAUAAAGACGAAGCUGAAGCUGAGAAAAAUCUUAACGAGAAUAACAAAAAAGGAUCAUUCCAUAACGACCGUAUUGUAUCUUUAUUAACUGAAAUCACCAAAAUUCAACCGAUAACUAUGGGUGAGUUUCAGGAAAUCAGCAACGAAGCUUGAUCUCGGCACAUGGAACUUGAAAAGUUGCUGAGAGAAGAAGUGAAAAAAUAUGAAUAUAAAUUCAACAGAGUUGAUGCAAAAUACAUGUACAAAUUUAACUGGAUUAAAGAAAAAGCUGGUGUAAAAAUAGAUAAACUUGAAAAAACUAUUGAAGAAAAUUGAGAAAAAUAUAGAGUGGAUAUUGACAGAGUGGCUAUGACUUUGGAAGAUGAAUAUUCAAUACAAAAUGAAAAUUAUGCAAAAGAAGAAUCUGAAAUUGCUAGGAUUAUUACAGAAGAAGGAAUUGAUUUAGAGUCGAUGGGAACAAAAUAUAAAGAAAUCUUGUCGGUUAAGAGAAUUUUGGAAAAAAAGCUAACACAGGCUGAAAAAAUUAUUAAAGGUUUGGAUGGGAAACUUAGAACUGCUUUUCAAACUUUGAGGAAUUUAGAACAACAAAAUUCAUCUCAUUUUGCGAAAAUGAAAAUGCUGACAACUUGCUUUCUUUUGCUUAUAGAUAAAUCUAGAUUAAUAAGUGAUCAUAAAGAAAAAUGCAGAAUGUGCAUUGCUGAAGAAAGAUAUGAUGUGCUGGAAAAGCUAUUUUUAGAGGGCGAAGUCCUUGAAAGUCCAUUACAAGAGUUUUUAAUAAAAAGGCUAUAUGAUGUCAGAGAAGCUUUAGGAAUUCUUUCUCUUGCCACAAAUGAAGAAGCAACCCGCAUGAGGGUAAGCAAAAUCUUGAAUGAGCUGAGGGUAGAUAAUAUCAUAACUGAUGGGGAAAGACAAAGAUACGAAAAAAUAGCAAACUUGCAGGAAUUAAUAGAGCAAGAGCAUUACCUCAUGCUCCAAAAAAGCAAGUCACCUAAGAAAAAUAGGAAAAAAUCUUUAAGGAGAAGAGUAAAAACACCUCAAAAUGAACGAAUUGCUGAAAUACAAGAUAUCGAAAACCUAGCACAGGUAAUCCCUGAAUUGGGCAACGGAGGUGAAAAAAGUGACAAAAAUGAGAAAAUUUCAAGAAUUAAAGAAUUUUUGCCAAAACAUGAAGCCUUAAAUACAAAUUUAAGUACUCCAAAAGGAAGAGAAACAUAUGAAGCAAUUUCAAAAAAAAUCGAAGAUGAUGCUACAAGGGACAAGUCUACAGGUAGAUCCAAAGCAAAUCAUCAUAAAAAGCCUUCUAAUGUUCCAAAACUCAAUACAUCUGCCAAAGUCUCCACGGAAGAGACCAAAAAAUCUCAAGAGCUUUUAAAGCGAGACAUUUCUUAUACGAACGAAAGUCCUUCUACAAUGCAUACAGAACGGUUUUUAGACCAGCAAAAUAAAGAGCAAACUCAAGAAAAUUUUUAUGAAAGCUUAUCAAAUAAUGAGGAAAAUAAAUAUGAGACUGAAGAAGAAAUCCGAUAUUUAGGGACUGAACUGAGCGAUAAUGAUGAAAUUAAAAGUGAUUCUGAAGAAAACUACAGUGAUAGCAUUGAGAUCGCCAAUGAAAAAGAAAGCAUAGGAAAUGAUAAGCAAAGAAGAAGAAUUGUAACUCAAGUGGUAAAAAAUGAUAAAGGAGAAAUUGUGAUACAAAAUGUUAAUAUAAACAAAAAUUUAAAAAUCAAGUAUAAGUAUCAUCCACAGUCGUUUGAAGGUAAAAUAAUCAAUAUCAUAUCUUCUGAUCUAUUGGAAAAUAAAAAAAUUUCCGAAGCGUCAGGAUUUAAAGACUUUUUAAGACUGGAAAUAAAAGAUGAUAUGAAAGUAAAAGAUUUAAUCCUUGCUGCAAUAGCCAAAUAUUUUGCAAAAAAAGAAAACCAGUCUACUCAAACAGAAAUCGAUUUAGAUAUUUUAAGGAACUAUAAAGCCUCUCAAAAAGAGCAAGCUACUAAAGACGCUGAAGAUAGUAGUUUAAAAUUUGAACAAAAAUCGGCAUUCGGAAAAUUAUUUUAUAUACAAAGUUUAACCAAAUAUUACACUGCAAGACAAAGCGUUUUAGCUCAAAACUCUUCUCCUAUGGCAAAGGAAUAUACAAAGAGAGUAUUUUAUGCUGCCGAAAAAUAUGGUCUUGAAUUUGAUAACUCCCCACUCAAUGAGCGAAGAAACAAGGGGUUAUUUAUUUUAAAAAUUUUUAAAUCUAUUUUAGGAUAUUUGAGAUAAAAUUUAAUUUAAUUUGAAAAUGACUCAAUAUUUUUAUUAUACUAAUUAUUACUUAUCAAAUGAAAAUUUUAUACUUAAAAAUUCUUGUUCGCCCAUGGAGCUUUACCAAAAAAAAAUAGGAUUUUCCAGUUGUUUUGUUCACUCACCAAGGGAGGUGUAAACAGAUUCAGAAAUUAAACGCAAUGCCUGAAGAAGAUGAAUGUGAUAAUAUAUGAGAAAAAAUUAUAAAUAGGCGUGUCAGUGAAAGGAGAAAAGAUGCAAUUACUAAUUAUUUAUGCAACUUCAUAGCGACAGAUCAAUAUGCUGAGCGUGCAUAUGAAGUUAUACUACUCCUUAAGCAGCACAAUAUUUAUAAACUCGCUUUUAUCAUUCAUUACUACUUGACUAAAGAGCAGCAACCAAUAGGAAAAUGACGUCGGCUAAUGCAAUCAGUAUUAAAAUAUCAAGCUAAAAACUUACUCCCCCCCCCUUAAAAUUGGAACUAAAAAUUUUGUUCCAAUUUAAAGGGGGGUUAAGAAAAUUUUUUUUAAAAAAAAAUCAUUAUAAAAUGUUUUAUAAAAAAAAAAAUUUAUAUAAAAUUUAAAAAAAAAAAAAAUUUCAAAAAUUUAUCGAAUUAGAUUAAUAAAUUUGUUUAAUAAAAUGCUAUUUACUCUUUAUCCUUUAAAACAAAGCAAGAUAUAACUAAAAUUUUAUUAUUAAUUAAUACGCCACUAUUAAUUGGUAUCAAAAACUAUUUACACAAGAAUUAUUAUUUUUAUUGAUAAAAAAAAAUUAAAAAAAAAAAAAAAUUUAGAAAAUUUAUUAAUCAAAGUGCUAAUUUUGUUUAAAUAAAAUGUUAUUUAUACUCUAUUCUUUAAAAUAAAGCAAGAGAUAAGUAAAUUUUGAAUUUUUGUAAAGAAUUCGCAUUGAAUUUAUAUCAAAGCUAUUUAAAUAAAAAAUAUCAUUUUUAUCAAAAAAAAUAAAAUUUUUUUGAAAAUUUUUUAAAACAAAAAAAAAUUAAUUUUUUUAAAAAUUUGCAAUUAAGGAUAAUAAAAUUAUUUAAAUAAGAUGCUCUUUAUACUCUAUUCUUUAAACAAGAGCAGGAUAUAACUAAAUUGUUAAUUUUAGUUGAGAAGAAACAUUUAAAUUAUAUCAAAACUUUUUACAUAAAAAUUAUGAUUUAUAUAUAUAACAUUUUUUAUUAUAAAAUUAAAUUUUGUUCCAAUUUAAAGGAGGGUUAAUUUACCAAAAAAGUGGAAAUUUUACCUAUAUUUUGUUCCAAUUUAAAGGGGGGGGGGAGUUAGGGAAAAAUUUUCAAAAUUGCGAGGAUUAUAAAGAAAUAUGAUACAAUUUGGCAAAAAAUAUUAAAUAUGUAUCAAUAAGUAGGCCUAAAUUAAUAACACCCAAAGUGCAGCCUGAAUUGCUUAACUUAACUUAUAAUAAUCUAGAUGAGUAGCAUCUCGCUUAACGUCUGUUACGGAUUUUCUGCACCAAAAGCUUCUGCCAUUCUUGCACUUGUCGGCCUACAGACCGCUGGGCUGACCUGCGUAGUUUCUAAAGGCUCUAUCGCUACCGAGUGAUGGAAGUGUAAAAAUCUCAGGACUUUCAAGUUCCUACGGACAGGCCUAAUGGCAGACACCCCUCUUCAAGUUAUUUAAAUGUCUUGGUUGAGAUAAGGCUGACAGCAAAAGCAAGUCUCAUAAUCAUAAACGCAAAGUGAGUGGUACUGAUCGGCAGAUCAGUGCCUUACGAAUGCUGCCAUUUAUGAUUGUGCACCCUGAAUUACAGUUCAAAAGUAAAAGAACAGUAACUCCCUCAUUAAGGUCCCUCAAAAAAACCACUAAUUCGCCUUUUUCCAAAUCUGUCCUGAUGUCCACCACUCCUCAGCCUCAAACUAAAGUUUCUUUAAUGCCUAAAUAUCAAUUAAACAUUCCAAAAGAGCAAAAAUUGUAUUCCACUCAAAAAAUCGAAAAACAAGAAGAAGAGGAUGCCCGUAACUCAGGAGGACUUUCAGCAAGAACCCCUUACAGACUUCCACUUUUAUAUUAA